Messenger RNA from Lonchura striata (white-rumped munia), 2138 nucleotides. Lineage: Eukaryota; Metazoa; Chordata; Aves; Passeriformes; Estrildidae. The record is from RefSeq and is a predicted model, not a curated record.
GCUAGCUGGCCGGGACAGCCCCACCUCCUUUCUGCUUCUGUCCCUUCCCUCCCCGACCCUUUCCCCUUUCCCCUUGCCCCUCGUCUCGGCUCCCUCCGCCCGGCUGCCAGGCCCAUGUCAGCAGCGCCCCGCGGUGCCCGCAGCCCGCGCCCUGCUCCGCUGGAGCCAUGGGGCCCGCUGAGGAGCUGCUCCGGAUCGCCAAGAAACUGGAUAAGAUGGUGGCCAGGAAGAGCACGGAGGGGGUACUGGAUCUGCUCAAAUCCCUUACCGGCUACACCAUGACCAUCCAGCUGCUCCAGACCACACGGAUUGGAGUAGCUGUGAACUCAGUGAGGAAACAUUGCUCAGAUGAAGAGGUGGUGGCCUCAGCCAAACUUCUCAUCAAAAACUGGAAGCGGCUUCUGGAAUCCACCACCACAAAAAAAGAGAAGGAUGCAGAUAGGAAGAAGGAGAAGGACGCAGAUGGAGACAAGGAGAAGAAGGGGCUGGAUGUUUCCAGCUGCCCCAGUGAAGGGGUGAAGCACAGCAAGAAUACAGCUGAGAAGCACAGGGAGAAGCACAAGGAGAGGAAGCCCAGCAAGUGCAACUCUCAUGCCACCACCACCCAGGGCCACUCUGCCGAUUGCAGCCCAGAGAGAGAGUCCAGUGAUGGCCAGAGCCCCACUGCAUCCUCCAAGAAAUCACCCCUGGAUGGCAAGAAAGAGAGGAGAGCCUCUGCUGACUCCAGGUCCUCAACUGUCUCUUCCUCUUCCUCCUCACAGAAGAGACUGUCAGGGGAGAGGAGAGCCUCUGUGGGCACCAGCCUCUCUCCAGCUCCCAGCAGCUCCCAGAGGAACUCCAGUGACAGCAAGGAGGAAAGAGCCAACAGCAGCAAGGUCAAAGCCGAGGUGCCACGAAGCCCCACCAGCCCCUCCUUCUCUCCCAGCCCCUGCUUCCUGGCCCCCUGCUAUCUCACAGGGGACUCGGUGCGGGACAAGUGCAUCGAGAUGCUGACAGCUGCACUGCGCAUGGAUGAUGACUACAAGGAGUUCGGUGUCAACUGCGAGAAGAUGGCAUCGGAGAUUGAAGACCAUAUCUUCCAGGAGCUGAAGAGCACAGACAUGAAGUAUCGCAACCGGGUGCGGAGCAGGAUCAGCAACCUGAAGGACCCCAAGAACCCUGGUCUGCGGAGGAAUGUUCUGUGUGGGGCCAUUGAGCCCAGCCUCAUCGCCCGCAUGACUGCUGAGGAGAUGGCCAGCGAUGAGCUGAAGAAGCUGCGGAAUGCCAUGACCCAGGAGGCCAUCCGGGAGCACCAGAUGGCCAAGACAGGUGGCACCGUCACCGACCUCUUCCAGUGUGGCAAAUGCAAGAAGAAGAACUGCACGUACAACCAGGUGCAGACGCGCAGCGCUGACGAGCCCAUGACAACAUUCGUGCUGUGCAACGAGUGUGGGAACCGCUGGAAGUUCUGCUGAUGCUGCUGGCGAUUGGGCUGGAGGGAGCAUGGUGCAAGACAAGAUGCUGUGACACCACACUGGGCAGCUGGGUUGGGAAGGAGGGGUCAGGGUGGCACCAGUCCCUAAACCCCAGCUCCUUAUUUCCUUGCACUGGGCUCCCUCAAACAUCCUGGGGACCUGGCCUCCAGCAAUCAAGUUGACUCAAGAAGGUCCCUGUGAAUUCAAUGGUUCUUCCCUGCAAAUAUCUGCCCUUUGAUUGGGGUGUGCUGGGAUCCAACUGGGAACAGACACAUUCCUGGAAAGGGAGACUGGUACAACCUAGGCGGUAUGACCUUCCUUUAAAAAAAUUAGGAUUUUGAUGAUUUGGGGGCAGGAGAAGCAUUGCUCCAUGGACAUGGGGCUGUGCCUGGGAGCUGAGGGUGGCAGAGGGCCAGGUUUUAACCCAAACACCUUCUUCCUCACCUAAGUGCACACAGAAGGAGGGGAGAGACAUGGCAGGGACAGGGUGGGUGCAGGAUAUCCAGAUGCUGUUGGGAUGCCCCUGUGCCCCUCUGCUCUGUGACAAAUGGACCAUCCAUCCUGGCUUGAAGGCAGCGUGUCCCAGGAAAGAAGGAAGGAUGGCAGGGAGAGGAGUGAGGAAUAACCCUUCCAGCCAGAGUAAUAAAGGUGUGAACUAUCUCUGCAGCACAGACUGUUUCCUAA